AUGCCGCGUCUUACAAAAAGACAACAACAUAUAAAGAAUUUACCUAGAAAACGAGGUAGAUAUAUAUCUGAAGAGAAAGUACAAGAGGUUACUAAUGCGCAGGAGGAAUCUAUAUUGGAAGCAUAUGAUGUAGAUAAAGUUCUAAAUGUGAAAAAAAAAAUAUAUUCAAAAACUUCAAGAAUGACAAUAUGGAGACGAAAUAAAAAAAAAACUGAUAUGAAAAAGACAGAUAUAUUAUUCAAUACUAAAACAUUAAGUAAUAUAUCGUUAAUACCUAAUAUUGAAAUAUCAGCUAUACUAUCACCAUUACAGUUAUCCCAAACAUCGCAAUUAUCUCAAACAUCACAGUCAUUUCAAAUAUUGCAGUCAUCUCAAAUAUCGCAACCAUCCCAAAUGAUUAUACAAAACUCGAUACCAUCUAUAAAUCUAUUUACACGUCUAGAAGAAGUUAAUAAACAAUGUAAAAUUAUGAAAUCUUCGAAAGAUAACAUACCUAUUUAUGAUUAUCUGCGCCUUUUAAGUAUAAGCAAAUUCAUACGAUUGUUAUUGAAUAGAAAAGGGAGAAUGGAUGUUAGUAAUCAAAUUGCACAAGUUAUAUGGAAUAAAGGAGGCUAUAUGGCAAGGUGUAUUCGAAAAUGGGGAAACCAUUAUAUACAAACAGGAGAGCUUCUUAUCUAUUAUCAGGAAAAACAUAAAAAAAUAAUAUGUUUACACGAAGACAAUUAUUUCUCUAAAGAUUGUCAAUUAUGGUUACAGCAACAAAAACCGGAAUCACAUUCACCUAGAGCCCUUAAGACAUACAUUGAAAGUACAUUAUUUCCAACACUAAAGCACAUUCAAAAAGAUACUAUUUCUGAAUCGACAUGCAAAAAAUAUAUGCAAAUGUGGGGAUAUAACUAUAAUGAAAGACAAAAAGGAGUUUAUUAUGAUGGUCAUGAACGAUUAGAUGUAAUAAUGUAUCGAAAAGAAUGGUUAAAAAGAAUGUUUACUUACAAAAGACAUAUGAAAGAUUUCAAUGGUCAUAUCAUAAUAGAACCAAAAUUUAAGCCGGAACUUGUUCAAGUGACACAUGAUGAAUGUCACUUUUAUGCAAAUAAUGGAUAA
Molecule: messenger RNA, 1104 nt
Organism: Acaulospora morrowiae
Lineage: Eukaryota; Fungi; Glomeromycota; Glomeromycetes; Diversisporales; Acaulosporaceae
Source: the annotation of a GenBank genome assembly